Messenger RNA from Clunio marinus, 2101 nucleotides. The record is from the annotation of a GenBank genome assembly. Lineage: Eukaryota; Metazoa; Arthropoda; Insecta; Diptera; Chironomidae.
GUAGAGUGUGAAUCGUGAAAUCUGAUGAUUUGGAAUUUUACAACCAGAUUGAAGUUUCUCAAAUAAAUCAAGUACUUAUCCGACAUAAGAAGCAUUUAAGUUGUUGCGUAGAGUAACAGUGAUAUUAGACAAUCAAAAAUUAAAAGAAAUUAUUACUUCAUUUAGCUUGUUAACGCAUUUAUCGAAUAUAUUCAAAUAAAGCAGCACAAUAAGAGAAACAAAUAAAAAUAAUAUGACAUUAAGCUUCCAAUUGACUUUGCUCUGUGUGAGCUUUCUUACAAUCGUUGCCAGUGCCGUUCCAAAGCCAGAUGAGAAACGUGUACUCGAUCACGAUUUCACACAACAUAUGGGUGACGAACAUAAUAAACAGUAUGAUCACGAACAGUUCUUAGGAGAAGAUCAAGCAAAAACAUUUGAUCAACUUGCACCAGAAGAAAGUCGUCGACGACUCGGUGUAAUUGUCGAUAAAAUUGACACAAACAAAGAUGGUUUUGUGGAUCUUUCGGAGUUGAAAGCUUGGAUUCAAUUCACACAGCGUCGUUAUAUUGAAGAUGACGUACAACGUCAGUGGAAGUCACAUAAUUCGGAAAACAAUGAUACUAUUCAUUGGGAUGUAUACAGAACAGCUGUUUAUGGCUUCAUGGACGAAAUGGAUCCAUUAGAUCUUGAAAAGGAAGACAAUGGUUUCUCAUAUAAAGCAAUGCUAACAAGAGAUAGACGAAGAUGGAGUGUUUCUGAUCGUGAUGGAGAUGAUGCUUUGACAAAGGCUGAAUUUACUGAUUUUCUUCAUCCUGAAGAAUCGCCUUAUAUGCGCGAUGUUGUCGUGACUGAAACUGUUGAAGAUAUUGAUAAAGAUAAUGAUGGGAAAAUCUCAGUGGAAGAGUAUAUCGGAGACAUGUAUCGAGCAACAGAUGAUGAAGCUGACGAACCUGACUGGGUUAAACAUGAGCGAGAAACAUUUGCAACGUUUCGUGACAAGGACGGUGAUGGAUCAUUGAAUAAUGACGAAGUCAAAGAUUGGAUUAUCCCACAAGAUUUCGAUCAUGCUGAAGCCGAAGCGAAACAUUUAAUUUAUGAAGCUGACUCUGACUCAGAUGAGAAAUUAACCAAAGAAGAAAUACUUAGCAAAUAUGAUGUGUUCGUUGGAUCGCAGGCAACUGAUUUUGGUGAAGCUUUGGUUCGACAUGACGAAUUUUAAUCAAAGCAUUCUUCAUUCUUGAAAUCUUCACAAUGCCAGUAGAAAAGCAAACUUUAAGAUAUUUUUGAUAAGAAUUUUCUGUUUUCCUUUUUUCAUAUUUUUGUAUUUAAGUUUUUUUUGAAAAUCUCGAUGCCUCUAAACUGUGGCUGGUCAAUGGAAGUGCGAAAAAAAUGUCUUACAUGAUUAAAACGAAUAUCAUAACGAAUCUCAUGAAAUGAAAUAUUUGAAAGGAAGAAAAAAAAAUCUUUUCAAAAAUCCCAAAUUUAACUAAAAGUGCAAAAUAUUUUUUAUGUUUUCUCAUUUUCAAGAAUAAGUCAAGGAGAGUUUAAACCCUUCGUUAUUUCGACAUUUUGUAAACGCAGACGGUUGUUUAAUAUCAAAUUAAAUUAAUUAUCUUCUAACAUUUCACUGCAAGGAAGUUUUUCUUCAUCUUGUGUCUUCUUUAAUUAAAAUUGAUAGUUUCAAAUCGCACAAAUUGAAAGUAAAAUUAAAAAUCACUGAAAUUGAGUUGAAUAUAAAAAUAAACGUGCCAAAGCAAGAAAGGAUGAAGAUGAAAAUGAUGACAAAUAUUUUAAUUAAUUUUUUUACUCCUUUUUACUGUUACCUACUUAGGAUGGGAAAUUAAUUUUAUCAUUGAAGUCUUUUUUUUUCUCUCUUCAACUUUUCAUUUCACUUAAUCUUUCGUCUCUCUAAAUUCAAUCAAUGUUUUAUAUGAUUUGAACGACUCAUAAUAAUAGGAAGCUUUAAUCGAAGCUUCCUUCUAAUCCAAUAAGAAGUCGAAUUAAGGCAUUAACAACAAUUAUUUCUAAACUUAAUGUUAUUUUUGCAAUUGUUUGAUGUGAAAAUUUCCAUUGAAAUGCUCAGUUUUUAAUCAAAGAAAUAAAACGACUAAUUUGAAAGGAA